GCUGAAAAGCUGUUGACGCGUGCAGAGGAGGCAGCAGCCGACGAAGUCGGUUUGUCUGCUACCUGGAACAACUUCGCGUGCCUGUACAGGCGCAACAAGAAGCUGCGCUCAGCCGUCGUGUACCUGGAGCGAGCGUUGGCCAUUGAGGAGCGCUCUUGCAGCCCCCUCACGGCGCAGACCCACUUGAACUUGUGUGCCACGCUUUCGCAGCUUGCUCGCCAUGGUGAGGCCUUGGAUCAUGCCCAGAAAGCCUUGGUCAAGAUUUACGAGGUCUUUGUGCCACGCGUCUGCGACGGCGCAGCGCUUGAAAAGGGCGACUUGGAUGAAGCCUUGGCACUUUUAUGUGUCGCGUAUCACAACAAAGGUGUGGAGCAUGAGCAUAUGCUUCAGAUGGAAAUGGCUUUGGAGGCCUAUGCUUCGGGUUGCCAAUGGGCGGCGAGGCUUGCCGGUGGCUGCAACCAGCUGUCUCGCACUCUUCACCGGGCCGCACAAGAGGUGAAGGCAAAGAUCCCACUGCCCGCGGCUGGCCUCGCGAAGUUCGACUGGUUUUUGUCAAGGUCACCACCACGCCCGGGCACAGCAACGAGCGAUCACCUGGCUGCUCUCCUCACGCCCAAAGGAUUGCGGCCCAGGAGUGCCCCAGCGGACGGCCCCGGCAUCUUCAACUCUGGGACCUUGCAUGAGAAAAGGAAGAUCUCCAGAGCUGUUUAUGUCAGAACCGUCUUUCUGCGAAAGAGUUUGUUGAUAGCGAAGCAUCUUCUCAGCUGA
Messenger RNA from Symbiodinium sp. CCMP2456, 768 nucleotides. Lineage: Eukaryota; Dinophyceae; Suessiales; Symbiodiniaceae. The record is from the annotation of a GenBank genome assembly.